Messenger RNA from Carassius carassius (crucian carp), 13918 nucleotides. Its product is annotated as probable E3 ubiquitin-protein ligase HECTD4. Gene Ontology annotation, molecular function: ubiquitin-protein transferase activity. The transcript is spliced from 76 exons. NCBI's taxonomy places the organism in Eukaryota, Metazoa, Chordata, Actinopteri, Cypriniformes, Cyprinidae. Bases 301 to 13593 code for a protein of 4430 amino acids. The record is from RefSeq and is a predicted model, not a curated record.
GGGAUUUCAAUUCAGUAACCGUCUGCGCAAUCGAGUCAAGUUUGGAAGGAGCGAGAUUUGUCCCGGUGUCACGCCCACCUUUCCGAAAACACUGGAGCCUGUCGAGCCAAGAGGCCGGCGGAUCGAUGAGAGGCCUCGCCUGGGCGUCGCACAUCUGCGCCCCACGGUAGCCCCAGCGCGCUCUCGAUGAUGAUGAUGAUGAUGAUGACAUCUGUCGCCGGCUCGAGCUGAACCAGAUCCCGUCGCGCGCGCUGCAUUGGAUGUUUGACCACUUUUCCCUUUUUCCUCGGAGGAAAAGCGAUGGGAUCGGGUGCUGUGGAUUCCUCACAGUGGCUGUCAGUGAAGGAAGAGACUAUUUUCCUCCACGACGGACUCAUUCGGGUCACGGACCUCGCGGAGCUGCCCAGUGAAAUCGGGGCGUCCGAACAAGGCGAAUCCGAGCAGGAGAUCUUGACGUUCGAGACCAAGAACCCAGCGGAGCUCGCCGAGCGCCUGCGAGCCGUCUGUGGAAACCAGAGCAACGCUUACACCAGACUUUUGGAGUACCGUCUCAAUGCUCUGCGUGGACUGUGGGGGGCGCAGCGGCAGCUGGCUCUGGAGGAGCAGCAGGAGCAUGACGGGGUCGUCCCGGGGAGCGCCGGAGGGGCCGACGACGAGACGCUGGCCCUGCUUAAGAGACAGGGCUUCCUGCAGCCUCAACACCACCACCAUCACACCACCGAUCAGGCACCGUUUACCUCACGCGUCGGCCUCCUCUUGGUGUUUCCACUUCUGCAGUCACAGACUCGGCACGACCCUGAGCUCUGCGGCGUCACCGCUGAGGUCCUGCUGGCGUGUCUGCGUGACUGCCAGCCGCUCAGCCUGGGCAAGGAGCCCGCAGACUGCCUUAAUGGCCUGGAGAGGUUGCUCUGCUCCUGGCUGGAGGAGAGGAGUGAGCCGGAGGGAGUGGCACAGACGAGACCACUGCUGACCCAACAGCAGAGACAGAACGCAGCGGCUGCUCUAGUGGCUCUAUCAUGUGCAAGGGGUUCCCUCAAGACAUUCAUUCACACUGUCCACCUGCUGCAAAAACAGACAGAUCUGGGUCAGCUUCCAGUGGCUGAUGUUCUCUACAGACUGCUGCUUCUUGAGGGAGGUCCAGGCUCGCCGUCCUGCUUGUUAGGGGCGAAACACAGUGUUUCGUGGGGCUUUGAGGACAUGCUGCCCACACCAGAGAGCAGCGCCGCUGGAGCAGAGAGCAAAGACACAGACCUGGGCCGCUGCCUGGCUACAGAUGGUUUCUAUCUCUACACGACAAACUCUUUUGGGAAGGGCUUAAGUAAGCUGGGCUCGGGGCAGCAUGGGACGCUGAGGGGUUUUGUGUACUGUCGGAAUGAGGAGCUGGAAGCAGGAUGGUUGGCGCACAGCUGUGGCUUUUUGCUCCACCGUCCAGCCUCUUUUGACAGCAAACCUCAUCAGCUGUGCCAGGUCCUCGACCCCUUCACACUGCAGGUUUCCCAAGUGGUAGAGAUGCCGCUCCAUCAUUUCCCAGUGGGCAGCAGCUUGACCAGCCUGCGUCUUUGUUCUGAUGGUACCUUCCUCUACUGGGUUUGGUCACCUGUCAGCAUCAACGAGAAAACCCAGAAAGGCCACUCCGUCUUCAUGGAUGUCUUCCAGCUAACGACUGAGUCGGGUCUGUGUGUGGCCAGUCCUAUACAGGAUCGGGUAAUCCUGUCGCGAAAGGAAGGCGAGUCAUCGAAGUGUUUGAAUGAGCUGCUCCUGAGCCGUAUGUCUCGCUUUCGUGCCUCGCACUCGUCCACGCUGGCUGCUCUCACCGGCUCCGCCAUCACCAACCCCGUCAAAGAGGAGACGUCGGUAGUCAACACAAGCUGUGGUCUGUCUAUAAAAGCACUGAGGAAGACGCCGAUGUACGUGUGCGGGACGUAUCUGGUGAUGCUGGCGCCUGCUCCAGGUGUAGCUGGGAGCUCGGCCACACGCUCGCUGUUUGGUGGAUCCAGUGGCCUUUCUUCCCUCAAGAUCUUGGCGUCCAGUUUGGUGUUUAACCUGGCCGACGGUCAGUUUAGCAGUCGUGCGGAUCUGGUAGAUGCUCCAGGAAGCUCUCUGGGUCGCGGGGCUCAGGUUGCAGGACUGGGGGCCUGUUAUGAUGCACUUAACAACUUGAUCUGGACGUGCUCCAGCGACUACAUGGACCAGUGGUGUAAUCCUGGGAACCAGGCCUUUCAUCAUGUGUGCCAGCGACUGGGCGUCAGUCACCUCAUCAGUCAGCCUAAAGAAGAAAUGAUAGACACAUCCAAAGUGAUAAACCAGCUGCUUCAUCAUGUUGGUGCCAUGUGCAUCCAUCAGCUCAACCUGCUGGCAGCCAGCAGUAAUCUGCACCUGGGACCCUUCAUCGGGAAACAGUCAAUGGAGGCCUGCCACUUCAGCUCCAUAUGUGACGUCAUGGAGAAGGCCAUGGUCAAGGGAGACACCUGCAUCAUCCGUUGCAUUCUAGUCGUCUUUCAGGUUGUGUUCCAGUUUUUUAAUCUAAAUGCGGAGCAGAACCGAGACGGUGUGAAGCGCUCUGGACUGUUGCUGUGGCAGUUACUCAUGGCUCCUCACGAUCAGAUAGAGCCGGAAAUACAGAGAGAAGUGUGUCUGGCCAUCAGCUCAGGUUUAAACUCUUUGUACCAGAGUGAAUCUGAGUUGAACAACCUGCUAAAAUUCGUUUUCACCGAGGGGGAGAAGAACAGUGGUUUGUCUCAGUUGCGUGAUGUUAUAUUAAACAACCUUGCCAACCAGUUACAGAAGAACCGCUUUGGUAGUGAGGAUGACGAACACUACAGGCUGAAGGAUGAACUGUUGCAGUGUAUCUUGAAGACUGUAGUGCGCGAGUCGUGUCUGCUCGUCACCAAAUGUCAAACGGUUUCCAAGGAAGACCUCCAGAAGCUUCUCUCCACUGUACCUGUAGCGUCACCAAGCUUGCGUUAUUUAAUGGCUGUGCAGAACCAUUUGCUCAGCAACACCAUCCUCCUCCACCCGGACGACAUUGAUGAUAGUGACAGCUCCCUACAAGGGGAAACAAUGAAGGUACAGGAGCUGCAGACCAGCAUCCUGUCACUUGCCUCUAAGAUCCUGGUUGGAUGUGAUGAGGUUCUGGAGACCCUUCAGCAAGUCACCAGCUCGCUCAUCAACAGCAGCAUCAGCGAUCGAGAGGCCAGACUGAGAGGACUUGAACAGGUGACGAAGGCCACGAUGUUGGGUCACUUGCUGCCAGUCCUCUUGACGUCACUGAUGCACCCGAACCUACAAACCCUGACGCUCGCUGACGCUCUCAUGCCACAGCUGGUCCAGCUUGUCCUCUAUACUAGUCAGACUGCUUUGCUGCUAAAGACACAUUCACCAUUAUUUGUUGAGGAUUCCCCGCUAAAUCAAGGCUCCAAUCCACCCUCAUUAAAUGACAGUUUCCAGAUUCUGGAAGAGAGAGAGGAGCCGGGCUUUCUGACCGGCCUGAAGAUCCCUGCCCCAUGGGCUGCUGGGAAAACGGUUGAAACCGCUCAUCCGGUGCGAGACAACUACAAGUUUAAAGAAACCGUGCACAUCCCUGGAGCUCGGUGUCUCUACCUGCGCUUCGACCCUCGCUGCUCCUCACAAUACGACUACGACAAGCUGGUGAUUUACGCCGGGCCAAACACAAAUAGUCGUAAAGUGAGUGAGUAUGGAGGAAACACCAUGGGUUACGGUAGCCGCAGCGUCUUAGGAACCGGUUGGCCCAAAGAUCUGGUCAAGGUGGAAGGAGACACGGUGACGUUCUCUUUUGAGAUGAGAAGCGGACGCGAACACAACACCCCAGAUAAAGCCAUGUGGGGUUUCUCAUGCACUGUCCGAGCGCAGGAGUCGUCUGAGGAUGUGUCCGGCGGCCUGCCCUUCCUGGCUGAUCUAGCGCUGGGUUUAUCAGUGCUGGCCUGCGCCAUGUUACGCAUCCUCUAUAACGGCCCUGACAUCACACGAGAGGAGGAGGCCUGCCACGACCUGCUCUGCUCCAAACUGCUGCAGAGGUGUCAGUGGCAGGUAGAGGCUAACGGAGCGAUCUCUCCAGCCCUCACGCCGUCUCCGUCUCCUCUGCCUCUCACCAUCGACGAGGAGCGAGAGUUCACCUAUCCUUCAGACAUCCUCGUCCCUCCUCCAGGUCCCGCUUGCUGUGAGCUGCCCCGCAUACACUUACCCCCGGGCAUUAUGGGCCGCCUGAGGGAGCUGUCUGGAAGAGGCCGGCCUCAGUUUCGCCCCAGCAUCAAAGAGGUGAUGCGUCCUGAUGUGAUGGAGGAAGUGAUCGUGUCGUGUGUCAUCAAGCACUUGGGUCUGGUGGAUGCGCUGCAGUCGCUGGUCAACUUCCAGUACAGAGACAUGCACAGAGAGGAGCACAACCUGCUCUGCAAGAUCAUGGCCGAGACCUUCAAGAAGAUCAACGCAAUGGAGAGACAGUUACAGAGUGUAGCUGAACUGGAGCAGAAGUGGCAGAAUGAAGCAGAAGAAGCUCAGCAGGGCAAACUGGAGAACAACUCUCCCUUCUUCCACGACUAUCACUUCUUUGAGAACAAAAUGAAGGAGCUGGAGCUUCUGUGUUCACUGAAGGAGGUUCCUCUGGACCCCACUGAUCCAGAAAACGCUGUGAUGGCUUUAAGAGAGAAGUUCUUCCAUGAGGUGAACUCCACGCAGCAGCAGAGAAGCUCUGUUCCUCUGACUAAAACCAAAGCGCUGGUGAAGAGCCUGAUCAACCGCUCGGAGCUGCUGCUGCAUGUCACCAUCGCACCGCAGAGCAAGAGUCUGUCCUCAACACCCACCUGCACACCAGCCUGUAAGUCUGUGUCAGACACCAAAUCCCAUCCCAUCGUGAAGCAGCCUGUGUUCCUGCGCAGUAUGUCCGCUCCCUCAGAUUUGGAAAUGAUUGCCAACAGUGAUGUGGAGUUCACACAUGGAGCACAAAGGAGGCGCCUCCAUCCAUCCAGGCACCGGAGCAGCUCUUUUACUCUGCUGCAGUCGUUGGUCAUCGAGGACCGCAAGGACAGGCCCACGUACAGCGUGCUGCUGGGACAGCUGUUCGCCUUCAUAGGAACCACUCCCGAUCAGACCGUGUCCAGCAGCAGCUUCCUGUCGGCGGCUCAGACGCGCUGGAGGAGAGGCCGCACCCGGAGACAGGCUCUGGUUCACAUGAGGGAGCUGCUCACCGCUGCUGUCCGGGUCGGAGGAGUCACACAUCUGGUCGGCCCCGUCACCAUGGUGCUGCAGGGCGGCCCGCGAGUGGAGGAACUGACCUGCGGGGGCAUGAUGGAGCAGGUCCAGGAGGCCUUUGGAGAGACCAUGACAUCAGUGGUGUCUCUCUGCGCCCGUUACCCAAUCGCCUGCGCCAACAGCAUCGGCCUGCUGUGCACCAUCCCCUACACCAGGAGCGAGGAGCAGUGUCUGGUGCGCAGCGGUCUGGUUCAGCUCAUGGACAGACUGUGCAGUCUCAGCAGUCAGAGAGACAGCAGCUCCAGCGAGAAACAAACCAAAAAACAGAAAGUGGCUACGAUGGCCUGGGCUGCUUUCCAGGUGCUGGCCAACCGCUGCAUCGAGUGGGAGAAAGUCGAAGGAGGCUCCACAGACGCAGUGCAUUCUGGGCUGGCACGACAGGUGUCUAGCUUGCUAACCAAUCACCUGGCUCGCGCGACAGACUGCUGCGGGAACCAAGCGGCGGGAAACGACGCCCUGCAGGAUGUGCUCAGUCUGCUCAACGAUCUGUCCAGGAGCCACAUUGGCAAAACCAUCCUGAGCCAGCCUGCCUGCGUGUCUAAACUGCUGUCUCUGCUGCUGGACCAGCGGCCCUCGCCCAAACUGGUGCUGAUCAUCCUGCAGCUGUGCCGCGCUGCGCUGCCGCUCAUGAGUGUGGAGGAUUGUGGGAAUGUAGCGCUGCCGUCCUGGAGCUACUCGGCGUAUGCGCUGGACACAGAGCAGCAGGAGGCCAGUGAUCCUGCCUUUCGCAUCGCCUCGCUGCUGCUGGCCAAGCUGGCCGACUACGUGGUGCCAGGUUGUCAGACGCUGCUCUCCCCCAGCGCCUCUGAGGCCGACACCAGUCUGACACGGGCCUGUCCCAAGAGCAGCGCUAAGACCGACAGAGACACUAGUGAGGAGGGUGAAGCCGUGGAUGGCAAGCUGUCCAUUUUCAUCCAUAAAAGAGAAGACCAGUCGUCCCAUGAGGUGCUUCAGCCCUUACUCAGCAGCUCAGAGGGUCGUCCCUUCCGCCUCGGCACCGGAGCGAACAUGGAGAAGGUGGUGAAGAUGGACCGGGACAUGACCAAGAGCGGCUGCUGUGAGGUGAUCACGGAGGAGGCUUCGUCUGCUCUGAGGAAGGCCAAUAAGUGGGCUCAGUCUGGGCUUAUUGUUAGUGUGGGUCCCCCGAUAGAGAGCACGGGUCAGGAGAAUGCUGGGAUAACCACCACAGGGGACAAGAAGAAAAGCGCCCAGUCUACGGUGUGCAGAGAGAGGAACGCUGAGCUGGCUCGCUCAGAUCCGGUGCGGCCCUUCAUCAGCGGUCACGUGGCUAACAGCAUGGCUGCGGAGGUCAUCGCUCUGCUGCACAGUCUCCUGACCGCUCCUGAGUCCAACACGGCUCAGAUAUGGACCAGCACCGCAGAAAAGGUGUUGUCCAGGGCCUUGAUGUACAUCCCUCAGUUGGGCAAGUAUGCUGAGAGUAUUCUGGAGAGCGGCACCAGCAGCGGCAGGAAGUUAGCCAAGCUGCAGGCCAUUGGCCGACAGGCCGUAGCGGCUCUCUGUGCGCUGGGAGGAUUCAAGGAGACCAUCAAGAUCGGCUCUGAAGUCCAGGUGGUGGGUAAAGGUGUGCUGGACAGUGUUGGGGUCGUCAUAUCCAUUAAUGAGCAGGAGGGAAUGGCCAUGGUCAGGUUUCCUUCCUGCGAGUACCGGCGCACCAGCAAAGCAUCUGAUAUCCUCACCGUACCCAUAUCCCGCCUCUGCACCCCUCGUUCUGAGGCUCUGCCGCUGCACAAGCUGUCCAUCACAGAGAAGGUUGUUCAGGCCGUGCAGUCCAUGCUGCUGCCGCAGGAGGGCAGUCUGUCCAUCCACACGUCUCUGCCUGCGUCUGGAGACGGCUCCAGUCCUGUGAUGGCUGUGGUGCGUCUUCUGGCCGAGAUCAGAACCAGGGCGUGUUUGGUGAUGGCGCAGCUGCUGGAGGACAGCUCCUUCUGUGAGGAGUUCAUUCAGCAGUGUCCCGCAGCGGUCGAGGUGCUCAACCUGAUCGCUCAGGAGUGCAGUCCUGGAGAGCGUUUAGUGAUGGUUGAGGCUCAGUGUGAGAGGGUUCGGAUGCUGUAUCGAGACUGUGCUCGUCCUCCACCUCCUCCAGUGCAAACUGAUCAACGACAGCCGAAGGAAAUCACGUGGUGCCCGUCGCGUGUCUUCCCUCCGGUCCGCGCCUGCAUGUUCUCCUCACACUUGACCUCUGUGACCUUUCUGGCCGAUCCGAGCGCAGGUGGAGGUCUUCCCAGAGGAACGUUCAUCUACGCCACUUCACCUGUGCCUGUCCAGGCUCCUUCCUUUUACUGGGAGAUCGAGGUUGUUUCUUUCGGAGACUCUGAGGAUGACAGCGGCCCUGUAGUGUCGUUCGGUUUCUCCCCGGAGGCUGAGAAGAGAGACGGAGCCUGGACCAGUCCUGUGGGCACCUGUCUGUUUCACAAUAAUGGGAGGGCAGUACACUAUAAUGGCUCCAGUUUGCUGCAGUGGAAGAGUGUGAGACUAGACGUGGCUCUACUUCCUGGGGAUGUUGCAGGCAUCGGUUGGGAGCGUUUGGAAGGCACUCCUCCUCUUCCCGGUCAGCCUCCUAAAGGAAGAGUGUACUUCACAUACUGCGGUCAGCGGCUCGCUCCUUAUCUGGAGGACGUGGCUGGAGGCAUGUGGCCCGUGGUCCACAUUCAGAAGAAGAAUACGAAGAUUCACGCAAACUUCGGCUGCCGGUUGUUUGCGUACGCAGAGGGACAGGCUCACCGAAACGCCGCCGAUCUCUGCAUGGACCUCUCAGAGGAGAUCAGCGCCAACUUCGAGGCUCUGCCCUUCGCCAUGGCCUCCGACAGCGACAACGACGCCGGCACGAGCGUGGCGUCUGACUCGGGCUCUCACGGUCCCCCGUGUCGCAUCGCUGCGGUCAUCACAGCACAGCAGCAGUACAGUAGUGAUGCCUCUCUCCACUACAAGGUGGAACUGAGUUAUGAGAAUCUGGUCGUCUCCGGGCCAAACGCUCAUCCUCCACCGAUUGCUGAUGAUGAGAGCGAUGAUGAAGAUGAUGAAGAUAUCCCUAGGGAGGAUCAUUACGCUUUGCUAGUGAAAGCGUGGGAAACCAAAGUUUUUCCAACCAUUCGCCGUCGUUUCAGGAACGAGGCAGAGAGGAAGUCCGGCCUUGACCAGAUCAAAGGAGCCCUUCAGCUGGGAAUGGUGGAUAUCGCACGUCAGACUGUUGAGUUCCUGUAUGAGGAGAAUGGAGGGAUUCCUCGUGACCUCUACCUUCCAACCAUCGAGGAUAUCAAAGAUGAAGCUAAUAAGUUCACCAUCGACAAAGUCCGUAAAGGUUUGACAGUGGGCAUCCGCUGCCCAGAGGGAAACAACAGCAGUAGCAGCACAGCCCUGCCCAAGUUUGCAAUCCGGGGCAUGCUGAAGACAUUCGGCCUGCAUGGAGUCGUGCUCGAUGUCGACUCUUCCAGUGAGCUGGUGCAGGUGGAGACGUAUCUCCGCAGUGAGGGGGUGUUAGUUCGGUACUGGUACCCCAUUGAGAUGCUGGAACGGCCCCCAGCAGGGUCCCGCAGGGCUGCAGCAAACGGCUUGGUGUCUCUAGACAGCAGCAACAUCCAGAUUCACCGGGAGCUGCUGCGCUGUGAAGGUGCUCUGGCGCGUCUCUACUGCCGCAUGGCUUUACUCAACAUCUUUGCUCCCAAGAGCCCUCACACAUUCACACGUCUCUUCCACAUCCCCGCCGUGCGAGACAUCACACUUGAGCACCUGCAGCUCUUGUCCAAUCAGCUGCUGGCUCCGCCUCUGCCAGAUGGCAGAAUCAGUUCAAACUCUAUUCUGCUGGCUCAGUCCGUCCUCCACGAGCUGCAGGGCGAGAGCUGCUCCCCGACCGAACUCUUCUAUCAGGGGAACGCUCGGAGCAUCGGCGAGUGGCUGACGGUGGCCAUCAGCAGAGCCCUGCAUCAGGGAGAGGACAGCCUCCUCGAGCUCACCAAACAGAUCUGCUGCUUCCUGCAGAGCGCUCCAGAGCAGUUCACUCUGGAAGAGUUUCCCAUCACAGAGUCCAAGGUCAGCAUGGACGUGAACUUCCCUGGGGCCGCGUUUGUGGUCGUCUCUUGCAAAGAGAGCCAGCUCAGCUGCCGUAAAGACUCUUCUCUAUAUAAGGCUCCUUGGACUCGCGUUAUGGUGUAUGGACUUGGUCAUAAGGUUCGACGAAACGGCCAGCUGAAUCUGAUGGAGGCAGUGUGUUACCCUCUGGACGCCUCUCCGUCCAAUACAGGACUCACCCCUCCACCCACAGCCAACCAGUAUCCCAGCAUCAUCAUCCCCACUGACAAAGUGCAUGUCAAACUAGGUGUAUCUCCUCCUCCUGGUGCAGUGCUGGUAUUGCACUCGUUGCCUCUUGAGUUUCCCUUGGCUAUGGCCUUUGCUGAACAGCUGCUGACCUACACCAUUGGUGAAACCACUGACCGCUCUGAGGAUGAGCUGGACACUGUGCCCACUUCUGUUCUUAUGCAAGUUGUGGAGUUGCUGGGUGGGCUUCUGUGGACCACCGAUCUUGCUCCGUGCAUCAAGGAGCUGAUCUUCCACUUGCUUGCAGAGCUUCUCUGCAAGAUCCACGCCUUUGAGCGUCGAAAAACCCCCUCGGGUCUUGCCAGCCAAAUUACAUUGCUGCUCAACCCUUGCCUAACAGUCCUUAUGGUUCUUCAAACAGAGCUACGGAAACUUUACGACCACGAGACCCAAAGUUGGGGGCUAGUUAGCGGAGUUUCCUGCACUUCCACUACGGGUAGCAGUGGAGCACUUGCGCUUGCUGCCGAGCGGAGCCGUUUCUCAACCUACUUCCACGCCCUGAUGGAGGUGUGUCUGGCAGUCGCCGAAGUGACUCUGCCACUGAGUACAGGUGGAGGGAUUUCGGUGGUAGGUGCCCCUUCAUCCACGAGCACCACUAACUGUAGCGAUUCCUCAUCCUCUUCGUCGUCCUCUCCGGGCCAGACGCCCCAAAGUCCAAGCUUACUUUCGAAGCGCAAAAAGGUGAAGCUAAAGCGUGAACGGACAGCGGUCGCCGUUACCUCGGGAGCUGUCGUCUCAGGGAAACAUGGUUCUGGAAGUGGAGGGAGACCAUCAGAAUGUGACAGUGCUUUACUAAACAUGGCCGGAGGGAAGCCAGAGGACAUGUUGUGGUUUCACCGUGGGUUGACGUUACUCUUGAUUUUACGACACCUUGCUAACAAGGACCCGCAAGGUCUGGGCGUCACUGAAGAUGCGGUUGCAGAUGCCUGCCAAGCCUUGGUUGGCUCCACCAUUCACAGUCGUUUGCUCGUGCUCUCAGGAAUUCCCACUCACUUGGAGGAAUCUGUGGUGCGCAAUGCAAUCCGAAGGGCUUGCAAUGCACACGGCGGUCUCUUCAAGGAUGAGAUCUUUAUUCCGGUUCAGGAGGAGGACCCUAAAAAAGCCAAAGCUGAAACUUCAGGUAUUCCCCAAGAUCUAAAGCGAGAUUGCACUGCAGGAAGCCCAAAUAGCAACAAUGCAACGCCAGCAAUGAGUGCCUCGGCUUCAGCGAGCCAGACGUCGGUCUCCAGCUCUUUACAGGGAGCUUCCAGGGUUGCCAGUGAGCUGCUAGUGAACCAAGAGCUGGUACCCACUCAAAUAGCACCUUCUCAGCCACAAGCACCACUGGACUCCCACAUAGUCUCCAGUCAGGAGAGCCUUGAUGUGUCUCUUUGUAGCACCGGAAGUCAAGGUAGUCUCGGCAGCAUUGGGGAGCAGUUGGAUAGUGGUGCAACGUCAGUCUCAGAUGGGAGCUCCAUGUACACAGUUGCCUCGCCAGACAUCCAAGCCAGUGUGACACGACCAAUCAAAGGCUAUGCUGUCAUAGAGGUAAGGGCACGGGCCCAAGUAGAGAAGAUUCGGGCCAGUCUUUUUAACAGCAGUGAUCUCAUUGGCCUUUCCAAUCUGGAAAGAGAGGAGGAGCUAAUGGAGAUGACCAAUGAGGAGAUCCUCACCGCCUCCAGUGUAAAUCAGAGUUUAUUUGACACACAAGGGAGUUCAGUCCUAGAGGAGUACUUCCUUGAUAAAUCGAUCAGAGGAGAUAAAUUGGUUCCUGAAGCACGUGAUGUGCUGACAGACAUCUUCAAGAGCUGCAUUUAUGCAGAGCAGGUUCUGAGUCCCAUACCAACAAAACCAGUGAAAGUCUCAGACAUUUAUCUGAGCAAAGAGCAGAUGAACGCUCAGACACCAGGAAACCUGCUCCAUGUGUUUUUUACACAUGUGCGGCCUCCCAAGAAGGUGCUUGAUGACCAGCUCACACAGAUUCUUCGUAAAUAUGGCACAGUAAAGGCCAACAAGAACAAGCAUAGCAAGGCAGGCAAAGAGCAGCACCAAGGCAAAGUGGUCAGCACAAAAAGACCCAUCACCAAACCCCCGGCCAAAGAGAAGUCCAUGCUGAACAGUGUGAGAACUGUUCUAAGUGAGAAAAAAACAGUCCUUAAGUCAAAAUCUCCUGAGAAGACCAAGCCUGAUGAAAAAGACCCUGAAAAGUCUCCCGCCAAAAAGCUUGAAGUGCCAGAAGAGAAGUUUCUGACCCUGGAAGGUUUCCACAAGUUUACUCUAGACAGAGCCAAGCAGGAUAUUCGCAGUGUUUGGCGGGCGAUCCUGGCUUGCGGUUACGACUUGCACUUUGAAAGAUGCACAUGCAUCGACUCCCGACAUGCUCAGAAAGCCAGUAGAAAAUGGACCUUUGAAAUGGACUUUGCGUUGGUCCAGUUUGCUAACCGUCUGUGCAGACACCUGGCCAUCACUCCUGCCCGCCUGCAUCCUCAUGAAGUUUACCUCGAUGCCAAGGACACCGCCGACCCCCAAGUCGCAUGCUUGAUAGGCGUUCCUGUGGAGAGUUUGCGUCUGCGGUUUGCUCUGCUGCAGUCGCUCAACAGCACACUGGAGAGCUUCUUCCUGCCGUUAGUCGAGCUGAGGCUGACACAAACCUAUCAAAACAGCAUCGCGGCGCUUCUGUGCGAAGCCAAAGGACUGAUUUUUUACGACACCAAAGUGACUUUUAUGAACCGGGUGUUGAACGCAAGCGUGCAGCGCACUGCGGAUCACGCCGCGCCUGAGAUCACGCUCGACCCGCUGGAGAUAGUGGGAGGUGAGACGCGUGCAGCAGAGAACACGUACUUCUGCCAGGCGGCACGUCAGCUGUCCUGCGUCCCCUCGUCUCAGCUGUGUGUGCGGAUCGCCAGCGGAGGAGACCCCACCUACGCUUUUAACAUCCGCUUCACCGGGGAGGAGGUCCACGGCACCAGCGGCUCAUUCAGGCAUUUCUUGUGGCAAGUCUGUAAGGAGCUGCAGAGUUCGGCGCUCUCUCUUCUCCUCCCGUGUCCCAGCGCUGCAGCAAAUCGCAAUAAGGGGAAGUUCAUUCUGACGCCGUGCCCCAUCACUUACGCAGAAGAGCAGCUGCUGAACUUCUUCGGCCAGCUGCUGGGGAUUGCCAUUCGGGCGGAUGUGCCUCUGCCUCUGGAUCUGCUCGGAUCCUUCUGGAAGGGUUUGGUCGGGGAAGCACUCGACCCAGAGUCUGACUUUCGAGAAGCCGACCUGCUCACAUACAACUACAUCAAGAAGUUUGAGAAUUUGGCCGAUGAGGCGGAGCUGGAAGCGUUGUGUGCUGAAGUCUCAUCCCAGAGCCACAUGGGCGAGAGCCCGGAUUCACCGAGCCGUCCCUGCUGCACAUUCACCUACAUCACCAUGACCGGAGAGGAAGUAGAGCUGUGCCAUGGAGGACGUGACAUCACCGUCAGCUGGGAGAAUAAGGACGUGUAUGUGCGAGCGGUGCGAGAUCUGCGCCUGCGGGAGCUGCAGAAUGUGGAGUGUAUGUCGGCGGUCCGCGCCGGUCUGGGCUCCAUCAUACCCCUGCAGCUCCUGACCUUACUGAGCCCCGCUGAGGUGGAGCUGCGCACCUGCGGCCUGCCGGACGUCAACCUGGAGUUCCUGAAGGCUCACACCAUGUAUCAGGUGGGACUGAUGGAGACGGACCAGCACAUUGAGUUCUUCUGGGCCGCGCUCGAGAUGUUCACGCAGGAGGAGCUCAGCAAGUUCAUCAAGUUCGCCUGCAACCAGGAGCGAAUCCCCUUCACCUGCCCCUGUAAAGACGGCGGCCCCGACACGGCUCACGUGCCCCCCUACCCCAUGAAGAUCGCUCCCCCUGAUGGGGCAGUGGGCUCAGCAGAUCUGCGUUACAUUCGCGUGGAGACCUGCAUGUUCAUGGUCAAGCUGCCGCAGUACUCUUCGCUGGAAGUGAUGCUGGAGAAGCUGCGCUACGCUAUCCACUACCGCGAGGAUCCUCUCAGCGGUUAAACCUGAUUUCUCAGAUCCCCGUCGGCCGCGUCUGAGACGGUCACCACACAACCUUAAUCAGUUCUCACUUCUUCUUCAUCAAGAAUACUCAUGGAGGAAUUUGAUCAGCUUUUUCAAUUAGCCUUCACGGAGACUAGCGUUGGUGUGUGUUUGACGGAGUGCGGCGGGUUUGACAGCGCUGAAGAGUAAUCCACAGAUUUAUAAAGAUCUACAUGUGCUGUUCUUCAACAAAUUUGAAAGAAAUGGAACUGUUACUGCUUAAACAUUUAAUCUCUCUCUCUCUCUCUCUCUCUCUCUCUCUCUCUCUCUGUCUCUUGCUCGCUCU